AUGAAUUUGGGUACCAAGCUGUCGGGGAAUGGAAUGGAGUACCAAGCUCUGGGACUAAUGGGCUCUCGUUGGACACAAUCUAAGACAGACGAAUUGGACUGGAAGCGCAUCAGUGGAUCAACACCAUCAGCUCUUACAGGGCCUUCUUAUGAUCACACCAGUGCAGGUGGUUACUACAUCUACAUUGAAGGCAAUGAAGGCAACGAAGGAGACAAAGCCCAACUGGUCAGUGCUCCGUGUAAUAAGACAGGGGAUAGGUGCUUGCGGUUCUGGUAUCACAUGUAUGGAGUGGCUCAGAGCAUGGCUUUGAAUGUUUACCAGCUUGAAGUUGGGCUUCCCCCAAUACUGAUGUGGUCAGAGAGAGGCAAUAAAGGAGACCAGUGGAUCGCAGCAGCAGUGAACCUACACCUGUCUGGAAAAUCUCAGAUUCUCAUUGAAGCAGUCCGGGGCAAUGACUAUCGUAGUGAUGUGGCUGUAGAUGACAUUUCCUUCCAUUCUGGAUGUUGCGGAGAAUCUUCCUGCACCGUGCAAGGUGAUCCUCACUACAACACUUUUGAUAAGCAAUCACAUGACUUCAUGGGAACAUGCACAUAUACCCUAUCGAAACUCUGUGACGCCAGCAGUGCUCUGCCCUAUUUCAAUGUUGAAGCGGCAAAUGAGCGCAGAUCAGGGAAUUCCUACGUGUCGUACGUUAAACAUGUCAACGUUAAUGUUUACAAUCAUAGAAUAGUACUGGAGAAGGGACACGUGGUGAAGGUCGAUGGAGAAGUGGAGGUGCUACCUGUGUCAGUCUCGUCUGGUGUUGAUGUUGGCCGAAGUGGAAAGUAUAUGGUUGUUAGCACCGAUUUUGGAUUGAGAGUGAAGUUUGAUGGGAAGCAUCGAGCAGUUGUAACCCUUCCCAGUGUUUUCAAGGGGAAGGUGUGUGGAAUGUGUGGAAACUACAAUGAUGAUAGAAGAGACGAUUUCCUCAAUCCGGAUGGAGUGAUGGAGCCCGAUUCCGUCAGUUUGGGAAACAGCUGGCAGAGUGGAAAUGAUACGAGGUGUGCUCCUGACGUCGGUAUCAGACCAAAUUGUACUGAUGACAAAAAGCAGAUGAUAGAAAGUAAAUCUUACUGUGGCAUAAUUGUGGAUCCGGGCAGUCCGUUCAAAGCGUGCCACUCUGUCGUGGACCCGAAGGUUUAUUUUGCUGAAUGUGUGUACGACUUGUGCGCAUUGGACGUGCAUACAGGCUCUCUGUGCAGUAGUUUGCAUUCCUACGCAGAUGCAUGCCAGUCGAAGGGAGUGAGAGUGGAAGCCUGGAGGAACGCGACCUUCUGCCCUUUAAAUUGUGGAGUGAAUAGUCACUAUGAGCAUUGUGGCUCAGCAUGUCCUGCUAGCUGUGUCAAUCCCAAUGCUCCAUCCAGCUGCUCCCAGCCAUGCGUGGAAGGCUGUCUGUGUGACCGUGGGUACGUUUUGUACAAUGACAGGUGUGUGCGAAGAGAUCAGUGUGGUUGCUGGUCUGAAGGCAAACAUUAUCCAGUGGGAUCUGAAUUCUGGACGGAUGAUACCUGUUCAACAAAGUGUAGUUGUCCUUCUGCAGGCAGUAAACUAGUUUGCUGGAGCACAAGGUGUGGCACGGAUUCAUACUGCGGAGUUGUGGACGGAGUUCCUGGUUGCUAUGAGCACACGUACGGCAUCUGCAGAGUUCAUAACGACCCACACUACAAUACGUUUGACAAGGCGACGCAUCAUUUCAUGGGGACGUGUACAUAUACGAUCGCCAAGCUGUGUGCAAAUUCUUCAACUCUUCCAUACUUUAACAUCGAAGCAAAGAAUGAACAUCGAGGCAACGCUAAAGUUUCUUACGUUCAGAGAGUUCGAGUAGCUGUUCACAGUCACAGUGUUUGGAUUGUGAAGCACGAAUGUCACCGUGUGUUGGUGGAUAACAUGUGGCAGACGUUACCUGUCAAAUUAAUCGAUGGCACCUUGAACGUGAGUAGGAGUGGAAACUACGUGGUCCUGGUGACAGAUUUUGGGCUCUCUGUUUCAUAUGAUGUUGAUCACUCAGUGGAAGUGAAAGUGCCGAGUACAUAUUUCAAUCAGACUUGCGGUAUGUGUGGCAACUACAAUGGAAUGAGAAAGGAUGAUUACAUGAAACCUGAUGGAGAACAAGCCAAAGAUUCAAAUGAGUUUGGAAAUAGCUGGAAAGUGCCACCGUUCGAACCAGGUUGUGACCCAGUCGAGCCUGAGAAGUGUGAGCCUGAUGAGGAGAAACUUUACCAAAGUGAUGCCUUCUGUGGUCUGAUCACUAGUCAACAAGGUCCAUUUGCACAGUGCCACUCUGUAGUAAAUCCCAAUGGAUUCUUUGAAAGCUGUGUUGUUGAACUGUGUCUGUUGAAUGGAAGCCAAGUUGCUCUGUGCAAUACCCUCAAAAUCUACGCAGAUGCGUGUCAAAGCGCAGGAGUGAGCAUUGCACCUUGGAGAAACUCCACUUUCUGUCCUGCUUCCUGUCAAGCCAAUAGCCAGUACAGUUUCUGUGCCAGUGCUUGUCCAGCCACAUGUACAGACCGAUUUGCUCCAGAGAACUGCAGCAAACCAUGUGUGGAAGACUGCGUGUGUAACAGUGGGUUUGUUCUCAGUGGAAGCACAUGUGUGCCCGCUCAGAACUGUGGCUGCAUCCACAACGACAAAUACUACGAAAAAGGAGCAACAUUCUGGGAAGAGGGAUGUCUCCAGCGCUGUCGAUGCACUGGAAAUAACCACGUAGUAUGUGAAGCAGCGUCUUGUGGACCAGCGGAAAUUUGCAAAGUGCAGGAUGGAAAUUUGGGAUGUUACCGGGCAGACACUGCGAAGUGCCACAUUUACGGGGACCCGCACUAUACGACGUUUGAUGGGAAACUGUAUCACUUCCAGGGUGCUUGCAAUUAUACUGUGACUGAGACUUGUGGAAAUACAUCUGUUCGUUUCUCGGUGACAAGCAGGAAUGAACACAGAGGCAACCCAACAUGGUCUAUGAUUAAUUCCAUUGCUCUCCAGUUUGCUGACAUUCAUAUUGCAGUGAGGAAAAAUAACCUUGUUUAUGUUGAUGGAGUGAAGGUUGAGCUCCCUGUGACACCCCAUUCUUCAGUAAGCGUAUCAAUGGUAGGAUCGUUUGUCAUCGUCCAGACCAACUUUGGUGUUCAGCUGAAGUUUAACGGUGAUCAUGAGCUGUUUGUAGUGGUGGAUGAGAGAUACAAAGGACAGCUGUGUGGCUUGUGUGGUACCUACACUGACGACCCACUUGAUGACUUCUUGAAGCCUGAUGGGAUUCUGGCCAUGGAUUCCAAUCAGUUUGGAAACAGCUGGAGAGUUCUUGACAAUGACUGGUUGUGUAAUGAAACGUCUCUACCACCAGCGACCUGCGAUCCUGCAUCGAAAGAAGAGGCCGAGGAAUACUGCAAGAUUAUCUUGGCAGGCAAUGGUCCUUUCACAAAUUGUCACUGGUACAUCCCUCCUCAGUUGUACUUUGAGAGCUGUGUAUAUGAUCAUUGUGCUUCUGGAGGAGAUUCUGUCCUGUUGUGCAAUGCUCUGGAGGCGUACGCUUCAGCCUGUGAAGCAGCUGAUGUUGUUCUGGGAGACUGGAUGGAAGAGAGUGGCUGUGUUGAGAAAAGUUGUGAGCUGGGCUGCAAUUUUGACAGCGACCUGUGCAAUUGGACACAAUCCAAGACAGAUGAUUUGGACUGGAAGCGCAUCAGUGGAUCGACACCCUCAGCUCUUACAGGGCCUUCGUACGACCACACCGGUGGAGGUGGCUACUACAUCUAUAUUGAAGGCAAUGAAGGCAAGGAAGGAGACAAAGCCCAACUGAUCAGUGCUCUGUGUGAUAAGACAGGGGAUCAGUGUAUGCGAUUCUGGUAUCACAUGUAUGGAGUGGCUCAGAGCAUGGCUUUGAAUGUUUACCAGCUAGAAGUUGGGCUUCCCCCAAUACUGAUGUGGUCAGAGAGAGGCAAUAAAGGAGACCAGUGGAUCGCAGCAGCAGUGAACCUACACCUGUCUGGAAAAUCUCAGAUUCUCAUUCAAGCAGUCCGGGGCAAUGACUAUCGUAGUGAUGUGGCUGUAGAUGACAUUUCCUUCCAUUCUGGAUGUUGCGGAGAAUCUUCCUGCACCGUGCAAGGUGAUCCUCACUACAACACUUUUGAUAAGCAAUCACAUGACUUCAUGGGAACAUGCACAUAUACCCUAUCGAAACUCUGUGACGCCAGCAGUGCUCUGCCCUAUUUCAAUGUUGAAGCGGCAAAUGAGCGCAGAUCAGGGAAUUCCUACGUGUCGUACGUUAAACAUGUCAACGUUAAUGUUUACAAUCAUAGAAUAGUACUGGAGAAGGGACACGUGGUGAAGGUCGAUGGAGAAGUGGAGGUGCUACCUGUGUCAGUCUCGUCUGGUGUUGAUGUUGGCCGAAGUGGAAAGUAUAUGGUUGUUAGCACCGAUUUUGGAUUGAGAGUGAAGUUUGAUGGGAAGCAUCGAGCAGUUGUAACCCUUCCCAGUGUUUUCAAGGGGAAGGUGUGUGGAAUGUGUGGAAACUACAAUGAUGAUAGAAGAGACGAUUUCCUCAAUCCGGAUGGAGUGAUGGAGCCCGAUUCCGUCAGUUUGGGAAACAGCUGGCAGAGUGGAAAUGAUACGAGGUGUGCUCCUGACGUCGGUAUCAGACCAAAUUGUACUGAUGACAAAAAGCAGAUGAUAGAAAGUAAAUCUUACUGUGGCAUAAUUGUGGAUCCGGGCAGUCCGUUCAAAGCGUGCCACUCUGUCGUGGACCCGAAGGUUUAUUUUGCUGAAUGUGUGUACGACUUGUGCGCAUUGGACGUGCAUACAGGCUCUCUGUGCAGUAGUUUGCAUUCCUACGCAGAUGCAUGCCAGUCGAAGGGAGUGAGAGUGGAAGCCUGGAGGAACGCGACCUUCUGCCCUUUAAAUUGUGGAGUGAAUAGUCACUAUGAGCAUUGUGGCUCAGCAUGUCCUGCUAGCUGUGUCAAUCCCAAUGCUCCAUCCAGCUGCUCCCAGCCAUGCGUGGAAGGCUGUCUGUGUGACCGUGGGUACGUUUUGUACAAUGACAGGUGUGUGCGAAGAGAUCAGUGUGGUUGCUGGUCUGAAGGCAAACAUUAUCCAGUGGGAUCUGAAUUCUGGACGGAUGAUACCUGUUCAACAAAGUGUAGUUGUCCUUCUGCAGGCAGUAAACUAGUUUGCUGGAGCACAAGGUGUGGCACGGAUUCAUACUGCGGAGUUGUGGACGGAGUUCCUGGUUGCUAUGAGCACACGUACGGCAUCUGCAGAGUUCAUAACGACCCACACUACAAUACGUUUGACAAGGCGACGCAUCAUUUCAUGGGGACGUGUACAUAUACGAUCGCCAAGCUGUGUGCAAAUUCUUCAACUCUUCCAUACUUUAACAUCGAAGCAAAGAAUGAACAUCGAGGCAACGCUAAAGUUUCUUACGUUCAGAGAGUUCGAGUAGCUGUUCACAGUCACAGUGUUUGGAUUGUGAAGCACGAAUGUCACCGUGUGUUGGUGGAUAACAUGUGGCAGACGUUACCUGUCAAAUUAAUCGAUGGCACCUUGAACGUGAGUAGGAGUGGAAACUACGUGGUCCUGGUGACAGAUUUUGGGCUCUCUGUUUCAUAUGAUGUUGAUCACUCAGUGGAAGUGAAAGUGCCGAGUACAUAUUUCAAUCAGACUUGCGGUAUGUGUGGCAACUACAAUGGAAUGAGAAAGGAUGAUUACAUGAAACCUGAUGGAGAACAAGCCAAAGAUUCAAAUGAGUUUGGAAAUAGCUGGAAAGUGCCACCGUUCGAACCAGGUUGUGACCCAGUCGAGCCUGAGAAGUGUGAGCCUGAUGAGGAGAAACUUUACCAAAGUGAUGCCUUCUGUGGUCUGAUCACUAGUCAACAAGGUCCAUUUGCACAGUGCCACUCUGUAGUAAAUCCCAAUGGAUUCUUUGAAAGCUGUGUUGUUGAACUGUGUCUGUUGAAUGGAAGCCAAGUUGCUCUGUGCAAUACCCUCAAAAUCUACGCAGAUGCGUGUCAAAGCGCAGGAGUGAGCAUUGCACCUUGGAGAAACUCCACUUUCUGUCCUGCUUCCUGUCAAGCCAAUAGCCAGUACAGUUUCUGUGCCAGUGCUUGUCCAGCCACAUGUACAGACCGAUUUGCUCCAGAGAACUGCAGCAAACCAUGUGUGGAAGACUGCGUGUGUAACAGUGGGUUUGUUCUCAGUGGAAGCACAUGUGUGCCCGCUCAGAACUGUGGCUGCAUCCACAACGACAAAUACUACGAAAAAGGAGCAACAUUCUGGGAAGAGGGAUGUCUCCAGCGCUGUCGAUGCACUGGAAAUAACCACGUAGUAUGUGAAGCAGCGUCUUGUGGACCAGCGGAAAUUUGCAAAGUGCAGGAUGGAAAUUUGGGAUGUUACCGGGCAGACACUGCGAAGUGCCACAUUUACGGGGACCCGCACUAUACGACGUUUGAUGGGAAACUGUAUCACUUCCAGGGUGCUUGCAAUUAUACUGUGACUGAGACUUGUGGAAAUACAUCUGUUCGUUUCUCGGUGACAAGCAGGAAUGAACACAGAGGCAACCCAACAUGGUCUAUGAUUAAUUCCAUUGCUCUCCAGUUUGCUGACAUUCAUAUUGCAGUGAGGAAAAAUAACCUUGUUUAUGUUGAUGGAGUGAAGGUUGAGCUCCCUGUGACACCCCAUUCUUCAGUAAGCGUAUCAAUGGUAGGAUCGUUUGUCAUCGUCCAGACCAACUUUGGUGUUCAGCUGAAGUUUAACGGUGAUCAUGAGCUGUUUGUAGUGGUGGAUGAGAGAUACAAAGGACAGCUGUGUGGCUUGUGUGGUACCUACACUGACGACCCACUUGAUGACUUCUUGAAGCCUGAUGGGAUUCUGGCCAUGGAUUCCAAUCAGUUUGGAAACAGCUGGAGAGUUCUUGACAAUGACUGGUUGUGUAAUGAAACGUCUCUACCACCAGCGACCUGCGAUCCUGCAUCGAAAGAAGAGGCCGAGGAAUACUGCAAGAUUAUCUUGGCAGGCAAUGGUCCUUUCACAAAUUGUCACUGGUACAUCCCUCCUCAGUUGUACUUUGAGAGCUGUGUAUAUGAUCAUUGUGCUUCUGGAGGAGAUUCUGUCCUGUUGUGCAAUGCUCUGGAGGCGUACGCUUCAGCCUGUGAAGCAGCUGAUGUUGUUCUGGGAGACUGGAUGGAAGAGAGUGGCUGUGUUGAGAAAAGUUGUGAGCUGGGCUGCAAUUUUGACAGCGACCUGUGCAAUUGGACACAAUCCAAGACAGAUGAUUUGGACUGGAAGCGCAUCAGUGGAUCGACACCCUCAGCUCUUACAGGGCCUUCGUACGACCACACCGGUGGAGGUGGCUACUACAUCUAUAUUGAAGGCAAUGAAGGCAAGGAAGGAGACAAAGCCCAACUGAUCAGUGCUCUGUGUGAUAAGACAGGGGAUCAGUGUAUGCGAUUCUGGUAUCACAUGUAUGGAGUGGCUCAGAGCAUGGCUUUGAAUGUUUACCAGCUAGAAGUUGGGCUUCCCCCAAUACUGAUGUGGUCAGAGAGAGGCAAUAAAGGAGACCAGUGGAUCGCAGCAGCAGUGAACCUACACCUGUCUGGAAAAUCUCAGAUUCUCAUUCAAGCAGUCCGGGGCAAUGACUAUCGUAGUGAUGUGGCUGUAGAUGACAUUUCCUUCCAUUCUGGAUGUUGCGGAGAAUCUUCCUGCACCGUGCAAGGUGAUCCUCACUACAACACUUUUGAUAAGCAAUCACAUGACUUCAUGGGAACAUGCACAUAUACCCUAUCGAAACUCUGUGACGCCAGCAGUGCUCUGCCCUAUUUCAAUGUUGAAGCGGCAAAUGAGCGCAGAUCAGGGAAUUCCUACGUGUCGUACGUUAAACAUGUCAACGUUAAUGUUUACAAUCAUAGAAUAGUACUGGAGAAGGGACACGUGGUGAAGGUCGAUGGAGAAGUGGAGGUGCUACCUGUGUCAGUCUCGUCUGGUGUUGAUGUUGGCCGAAGUGGAAAGUAUAUGGUUGUUAGCACCGAUUUUGGAUUGAGAGUGAAGUUUGAUGGGAAGCAUCGAGCAGUUGUAACCCUUCCCAGUGUUUUCAAGGGGAAGGUGUGUGGAAUGUGUGGAAACUACAAUGAUGAUAGAAGAGACGAUUUCCUCAAUCCGGAUGGAGUGAUGGAGCCCGAUUCCGUCAGUUUGGGAAACAGCUGGCAGAGUGGAAAUGAUACGAGGUGUGCUCCUGACGUCGGUAUCAGACCAAAUUGUACUGAUGACAAAAAGCAGAUGAUAGAAAGUAAAUCUUACUGUGGCAUAAUUGUGGAUCCGGGCAGUCCGUUCAAAGCGUGCCACUCUGUCGUGGACCCGAAGGUUUAUUUUGCUGAAUGUGUGUACGACUUGUGCGCAUUGGACGUGCAUACAGGCUCUCUGUGCAGUAGUUUGCAUUCCUACGCAGAUGCAUGCCAGUCGAAGGGAGUGAGAGUGGAAGCCUGGAGGAACGCGACCUUCUGCCCUUUAAAUUGUGGAGUGAAUAGUCACUAUGAGCAUUGUGGCUCAGCAUGUCCUGCUAGCUGUGUCAAUCCCAAUGCUCCAUCCAGCUGCUCCCAGCCAUGCGUGGAAGGCUGUCUGUGUGACCGUGGGUACGUUUUGUACAAUGACAGGUGUGUGCGAAGAGAUCAGUGUGGUUGCUGGUCUGAAGGCAAACAUUAUCCAGUGGGAUCUGAAUUCUGGACGGAUGAUACCUGUUCAACAAAGUGUAGUUGUCCUUCUGCAGGCAGUAAACUAGUUUGCUGGAGCACAAGGUGUGGCACGGAUUCAUACUGCGGAGUUGUGGACGGAGUUCCUGGUUGCUAUGAGCACACGUACGGCAUCUGCAGAGUUCAUAACGACCCACACUACAAUACGUUUGACAAGGCGACGCAUCAUUUCAUGGGGACGUGUACAUAUACGAUCGCCAAGCUGUGUGCAAAUUCUUCAACUCUUCCAUACUUUAACAUCGAAGCAAAGAAUGAACAUCGAGGCAACGCUAAAGUUUCUUACGUUCAGAGAGUUCGAGUAGCUGUUCACAGUCACAGUGUUUGGAUUGUGAAGCACGAAUGUCACCGUGUGUUGGUGGAUAACAUGUGGCAGACGUUACCUGUCAAAUUAAUCGAUGGCACCUUGAACGUGAGUAGGAGUGGAAACUACGUGGUCCUGGUGACAGAUUUUGGGCUCUCUGUUUCAUAUGAUGUUGAUCACUCAGUGGAAGUGAAAGUGCCGAGUACAUAUUUCAAUCAGACUUGCGGUAUGUGUGGCAACUACAAUGGAAUGAGAAAGGAUGAUUACAUGAAACCUGAUGGAGAACAAGCCAAAGAUUCAAAUGAGUUUGGAAAUAGCUGGAAAGUGCCACCGUUCGAACCAGGUUGUGACCCAGUCGAGCCUGAGAAGUGUGAGCCUGAUGAGGAGAAACUUUACCAAAGUGAUGCCUUCUGUGGUCUGAUCACUAGUCAACAAGGUCCAUUUGCACAGUGCCACUCUGUAGUAAAUCCCAAUGGAUUCUUUGAAAGCUGUGUUGUUGAACUGUGUCUGUUGAAUGGAAGCCAAGUUGCUCUGUGCAAUACCCUCAAAAUCUACGCAGAUGCGUGUCAAAGCGCAGGAGUGAGCAUUGCACCUUGGAGAAACUCCACUUUCUGUCCUGCUUCCUGUCAAGCCAAUAGCCAGUACAGUUUCUGUGCCAGUGCUUGUCCAGCCACAUGUACAGACCGAUUUGCUCCAGAGAACUGCAGCAAACCAUGUGUGGAAGACUGCGUGUGUAACAGUGGGUUUGUUCUCAGUGGAAGCACAUGUGUGCCCGCUCAGAACUGUGGCUGCAUCCACAACGACAAAUACUACGAAAAAGGAGCAACAUUCUGGGAAGAGGGAUGUCUCCAGCGCUGUCGAUGCACUGGAAAUAACCACGUAGUAUGUGAAGCAGCGUCUUGUGGACCAGCGGAAAUUUGCAAAGUGCAGGAUGGAAAUUUGGGAUGUUACCGGGCAGACACUGCGAAGUGCCACAUUUACGGGGACCCGCACUAUACGACGUUUGAUGGGAAACUGUAUCACUUCCAGGGUGCUUGCAAUUAUACUGUGACUGAGACUUGUGGAAAUACAUCUGUUCGUUUCUCGGUGACAAGCAGGAAUGAACACAGAGGCAACCCAACAUGGUCUAUGAUUAAUUCCAUUGCUCUCCAGUUUGCUGACAUUCAUAUUGCAGUGAGGAAAAAUAACCUUGUUUAUGUUGAUGGAGUGAAGGUUGAGCUCCCUGUGACACCCCAUUCUUCAGUAAGCGUAUCAAUGGUAGGAUCGUUUGUCAUCGUCCAGACCAACUUUGGUGUUCAGCUGAAGUUUAACGGUGAUCAUGAGCUGUUUGUAGUGGUGGAUGAGAGAUACAAAGGACAGCUGUGUGGCUUGUGUGGUACCUACACUGACGACCCACUUGAUGACUUCUUGAAGCCUGAUGGGAUUCUGGCCAUGGAUUCCAAUCAGUUUGGAAACAGCUGGAGAGUUCUUGACAAUGACUGGUUGUGUAAUGAAACGUCUCUACCACCAGCGACCUGCGAUCCUGCAUCGAAAGAAGAGGCCGAGGAAUACUGCAAGAUUAUCUUGGCAGGCAAUGGUCCUUUCACAAAUUGUCACUGGUACAUCCCUCCUCAGUUGUACUUUGAGAGCUGUGUAUAUGAUCAUUGUGCUUCUGGAGGAGAUUCUGUCCUGUUGUGCAAUGCUCUGGAGGCGUACGCUUCAGCCUGUGAAGCAGCUGAUGUUGUUCUGGGAGACUGGAUGGAAGAGAGUGGCUGUGUUGAGAAAAGUUGUGAGCUGGGCUGCAAUUUUGACAGCGACCUGUGCAAUUGGACACAAUCCAAGACAGAUGAUUUGGACUGGAAGCGCAUCAGUGGAUCGACACCCUCAGCUCUUACAGGGCCUUCGUACGACCACACCGGUGGAGGUGGCUACUACAUCUAUAUUGAAGGCAAUGAAGGCAAGGAAGGAGACAAAGCCCAACUGAUCAGUGCUCUGUGUGAUAAGACAGGGGAUCAGUGUAUGCGAUUCUGGUAUCACAUGUAUGGAGUGGCUCAGAGCAUGGCUUUGAAUGUUUACCAGCUAGAAGUUGGGCUUCCCCCAAUACUGAUGUGGUCAGAGAGAGGCAAUAAAGGAGACCAGUGGAUCGCAGCAGCAGUGAACCUACACCUGUCUGGAAAAUCUCAGAUUCUCAUUCAAGCAGUCCGGGGCAAUGACUAUCGUAGUGAUGUGGCUGUAGAUGACAUUUCCUUCCAUUCUGGAUGUUGCGGAGAAUCUUCCUGCACCGUGCAAGGUGAUCCUCACUACAACACUUUUGAUAAGCAAUCACAUGACUUCAUGGGAACAUGCACAUAUACCCUAUCGAAACUCUGUGACGCCAGCAGUGCUCUGCCCUAUUUCAAUGUUGAAGCGGCAAAUGAGCGCAGAUCAGGGAAUUCCUACGUGUCGUACGUUAAACAUGUCAACGUUAAUGUUUACAAUCAUAGAAUAGUACUGGAGAAGGGACACGUGGUGAAGGUCGAUGGAGAAGUGGAGGUGCUACCUGUGUCAGUCUCGUCUGGUGUUGAUGUUGGCCGAAGUGGAAAGUAUAUGGUUGUUAGCACCGAUUUUGGAUUGAGAGUGAAGUUUGAUGGGAAGCAUCGAGCAGUUGUAACCCUUCCCAGUGUUUUCAAGGGGAAGGUGUGUGGAAUGUGUGGAAACUACAAUGAUGAUAGAAGAGACGAUUUCCUCAAUCCGGAUGGAGUGAUGGAGCCCGAUUCCGUCAGUUUGGGAAACAGCUGGCAGAGUGGAAAUGAUACGAGGUGUGCUCCUGACGUCGGUAUCAGACCAAAUUGUACUGAUGACAAAAAGCAGAUGAUAGAAAGUAAUUCUUACUGUGGCAUAAUUGUGGAUCCGGGCAGUCCGUUCAAAGCGUGCCACUCUGUCGUGGACCCGAAGGUUUAUUUUGCUGAAUGUGUGUACGACUUGUGCGCAUUGGACGUGCAUACAGGCUCUCUGUGCAGUAGUUUGCAUUCCUACGCAGAUGCAUGCCAGUCGAAGGGAGUGAGAGUGGAAGCCUGGAGGAACGCGACCUUCUGCCCUUUAAAUUGUGGAGUGAAUAGUCACUAUGAGCAUUGUGGCUCAGCAUGUCCUGCUAGCUGUGUCAAUCCCAAUGCUCCAUCCAGCUGCUCCCAGCCAUGCGUGGAAGGCUGUCUGUGUGACCGUGGGUACGUUUUGUACAAUGACAGGUGUGUGCGAAGAGAUCAGUGUGGUUGCUGGUCUGAAGGCAAACAUUAUCCAGUGGGAUCUGAAUUCUGGACGGAUGAUACCUGUUCAACAAAGUGUAGUUGUCCUUCUGCAGGCAGUAAACUAGUUUGCUGGAGCACAAGGUGUGGCACGGAUUCAUACUGCGGAGUUGUGGACGGAGUUCCUGGUUGCUAUGAGCACACGUACGGCAUCUGCAGAGUUCAUAACGACCCACACUACAAUACGUUUGACAAGGCGACGCAUCAUUUCAUGGGGACGUGUACAUAUACGAUCGCCAAGCUGUGUGCAAAUUCUUCAACUCUUCCAUACUUUAACAUCGAAGCAAAGAAUGAACAUCGAGGCAACGCUAAAGUUUCUUACGUUCAGAGAGUUCGAGUAGCUGUUCACAGUCACAGUGUUUGGAUUGUGAAGCACGAAUGUCACCGUGUGUUGGUGGAUAACAUGUGGCAGACGUUACCUGUCAAAUUAAUCGAUGGCACCUUGAACGUGAGUAGGAGUGGAAACUACGUGGUCCUGGUGACAGAUUUUGGGCUCUCUGUUUCAUAUGAUGUUGAUCACUCAGUGGAAGUGAAAGUGCCGAGUACAUAUUUCAAUCAGACUUGCGGUAUGUGUGGCAACUACAAUGGAAUGAGAAAGGAUGAUUACAUGAAACCUGAUGGAGAACAAGCCAAAGAUUCAAAUGAGUUUGGAAAUAGCUGGAAAGUGCCACCGUUCGAACCAGGUUGUGACCCAGUCGAGCCUGAGAAGUGUGAGCCUGAUGAGGAGAAACUUUACCAAAGUGAUGCCUUCUGUGGUCUGAUCACUAGUCAACAAGGUCCAUUUGCACAGUGCCACUCUGUAGUAAAUCCCAAUGGAUUCUUUGAAAGCUGUGUUGUUGAACUGUGUCUGUUGAAUGGAAGCCAAGUUGCUCUGUGCAAUACCCUCAAAAUCUACGCAGAUGCGUGUCAAAGCGCAGGAGUGAGCAUUGCACCUUGGAGAAACUCCACUUUCUGUCCUGCUUCCUGUCAAGCCAAUAGCCAGUACAGUUUCUGUGCCAGUGCUUGUCCAGCCACAUGUACAGACCGAUUUGCUCCAGAGAACUGCAGCAAACCAUGUGUGGAAGACUGCGUGUGUAACAGUGGGUUUGUUCUCAGUGGAAGCACAUGUGUGCCCGCUCAGAACUGUGGCUGCAUCCACAACGACAAAUACUACGAAAAAGGAGCAACAUUCUGGGAAGAGGGAUGUCUCCAGCGCUGUCGAUGCACUGGAAAUAACCACGUAGUAUGUGAAGCAGCGUCUUGUGGACCAGCGGAAAUUUGCAAAGUGCAGGAUGGAAAUUUGGGAUGUUACCGGGCAGACACUGCGAAGUGCCACAUUUACGGGGACCCGCACUAUACGACGUUUGAUGGGAAACUGUAUCACUUCCAGGGUGCUUGCAAUUAUACUGUGACUGAGACUUGUGGAAAUACAUCUGUUCGUUUCUCGGUGACAAGCAGGAAUGAACACAGAGGCAACCCAACAUGGUCUAUGAUUAAUUCCAUUGCUCUCCAGUUUGCUGACAUUCAUAUUGCAGUGAGGAAAAAUAACCUUGUUUAUGUUGAUGGAGUGAAGGUUGAGCUCCCUGUGACACCCCAUUCUUCAGUAAGCGUAUCAAUGGUAGGAUCGUUUGUCAUCGUCCAGACCAACUUUGGUGUUCAGCUGAAGUUUAACGGUGAUCAUGAGCUGUUUGUAGUGGUGGAUGAGAGAUACAAAGGACAGCUGUGUGGCUUGUGUGGUACCUACACUGACGACCCACUUGAUGACUUCUUGAAGCCUGAUGGGAUUCUGGCCAUGGAUUCCAAUCAGUUUGGAAACAGCUGGAGAGUUCUUGACAAUGACUGGUUGUGUAAUGAAACGUCUCUACCACCAGCGACCUGCGAUCCUGCAUCGAAAGAAGAGGCCGAGGAAUACUGCAAGAUUAUCUUGGCAGGCAAUGGUCCUUUCACAAAUUGUCACUGGUACAUCCCUCCUCAGUUGUACUUUGAGAGCUGUGUAUAUGAUCAUUGUGCUUCUGGAGGAGAUUCUGUCCUGUUGUGCAAUGCUCUGGAGGCGUACGCUUCAGCCUGUGAAGCAGCUGAUGUUGUUCUGGGAGACUGGAUGGAAGAGAGUGGCUGUGUUGAGAAAAGUUGUGAGCUGGGCUGCAAUUUUGACAGCGACCUGUGCAAUUGGACACAAUCCAAGACAGAUGAUUUGGACUGGAAGCGCAUCAGUGGAUCGACACCCUCAGCUCUUACAGGGCCUUCGUACGACCACACCGGUGGAGGUGGCUACUACAUCUAUAUUGAAGGCAAUGAAGGCAAGGAAGGAGACAAAGCCCAACUGAUCAGUGCUCUGUGUGAUAAGACAGGGGAUCAGUGUAUGCGAUUCUGGUAUCACAUGUAUGGAGUGGCUCAGAGCAUGGCUUUGAAUGUUUACCAGCUAGAAGUUGGGCUUCCCCCAAUACUGAUGUGGUCAGAGAGAGGCAAUAAAGGAGACCAGUGGAUCGCAGCAGCAGUGAACCUACACCUGUCUGGAAAAUCUCAGAUUCUCAUUCAAGCAGUCCGGGGCAAUGACUAUCGUAGUGAUGUGGCUGUAGAUGACAUUUCCUUCCAUUCUGGAUGUUGCGGAGAAUCUUCCUGCACCGUGCAAGGUGAUCCUCACUACAACACUUUUGAUAAGCAAUCACAUGACUUCAUGGGAACAUGCACAUAUACCCUAUCGAAACUCUGUGACGCCAGCAGUGCUCUGCCCUAUUUCAAUGUUGAAGCGGCAAAUGAGCGCAGAUCAGGGAAUUCCUACGUGUCGUACGUUAAACAUGUCAACGUUAAUGUUUACAAUCAUAGAAUAGUACUGGAGAAGGGACACGUGGUGAAGGUCGAUGGAGAAGUGGAGGUGUUACCUGUGUCAGUCUCGUCUGGUGUUGAUGUUGGCCGAAGUGGAAAGUAUAUGGUUGUUAGCACCGAUUUUGGAUUGAGAGUGAAGUUUGAUGGGAAGCAUCGAGCAGUUGUAACCCUUCCCAGUGUUUUCAAGGGGAAGGUGUGUGGAAUGUGUGGAAACUACAAUGAUGAUAGAAGAGACGAUUUCCUCAAUCCGGAUGGAGUGAUGGAGCCCGAUUCCGUCAGUUUGGGAAACAGCUGGCAGAGUGGAAAUGAUACGAGGUGUGCUCCUGACGUCGGUAUCAGACCAAAUUGUACUGAUGACAAAAAGCAGAUGAUAGAAAGUAAAUCUUACUGUGGCAUAAUUGUGGAUCCGGGCAGUCCGUUCAAAGCGUGCCACUCUGUCGUGGACCCGAAGGUUUAUUUUGCUGAAUGUGUGUACGACUUGUGCGCAUUGGACGUGCAUACAGGCUCUCUGUGCAGUAGUUUGCAUUCCUACGCAGAUGCAUGCCAGUCGAAGGGAGUGAGAGUGGAAGCCUGGAGGAACGCGACCUUCUGCCCUUUAAAUUGUGGAGUGAAUAGUCACUAUGAGCAUUGUGGCUCAGCAUGUCCUGCUAGCUGUGUCAAUCCCAAUGCUCCAUCCAGCUGCUCCCAGCCAUGCGUGGAAGGCUGUCUGUGUGACCGUGGGUACGUUUUGUACAAUGACAGGUGUGUGCGAAGAGAUCAGUGUGGUUGCUGGUCUGAAGGCAAACAUUAUCCAGUGGGAUCUGAAUUCUGGACGGAUGAUACCUGUUCAACAAAGUGUAGUUGUCCUUCUGCAGGCAGUAAACUAGUUUGCUGGAGCACAAGGUGUGGCACGGAUUCAUACUGCGGAGUUGUGGACGGAGUUCCUGGUUGCUAUGAGCACACGUACGGCAUCUGCAGAGUUCAUAACGACCCACACUACAAUACGUUUGACAAGGCGACGCAUCAUUUCAUGGGGACGUGUACAUAUACGAUCGCCAAGCUGUGUGCAAAUUCUUCAACUCUUCCAUACUUUAACAUCGAAGCAAAGAAUGAACAUCGAGGCAACGCUAAAGUUUCUUACGUUCAGAGAGUUCGAGUAGCUGUUCACAGUCACAGUGUUUGGAUUGUGAAGCACGAAUGUCACCGUGUGUUGGUGGAUAACAUGUGGCAGACGUUACCUGUCAAAUUAAUCGAUGGCACCUUGAACGUGAGUAGGAGUGGAAACUACGUGGUCCUGGUGACAGAUUUUGGGCUCUCUGUUUCAUAUGAUGUUGAUCACUCAGUGGAAGUGAAAGUGCCGAGUACAUAUUUCAAUCAGACUUGCGGUAUGUGUGGCAACUACAAUGGAAUGAGAAAGGAUGAUUACAUGAAACCUGAUGGAGAACAAGCCAAAGAUUCAAAUGAGUUUGGAAAUAGCUGGAAAGUGCCACCGUUCGAACCAGGUUGUGACCCAGUCGAGCCUGAGAAGUGUGAGCCUGAUGAGGAGAAACUUUACCAAAGUGAUGCCUUCUGUGGUCUGAUCACUAGUCAACAAGGUCCAUUUGCACAGUGCCACUCUGUAGUAAAUCCCAAUGGAUUCUUUGAAAGCUGUGUUGUUGAACUGUGUCUGUUGAAUGGAAGCCAAGUUGCUCUGUGCAAUACCCUCAAAAUCUACGCAGAUGCGUGUCAAAGCGCAGGAGUGAGCAUUGCACCUUGGAGAAACUCCACUUUCUGUCCUGCUUCCUGUCAAGCCAAUAGCCAGUACAGUUUCUGUGCCAGUGCUUGUCCAGCCACAUGUACAGACCGAUUUGCUCCAGAGAACUGCAGCAAACCAUGUGUGGAAGACUGCGUGUGUAACAGUGGGUUUGUUCUCAGUGGAAGCACAUGUGUGCCCGCUCAGAACUGUGGCUGCAUCCACAACGACAAAUACUACGAAAAAGGAGCAACAUUCUGGGAAGAGGGAUGUCUCCAGCGCUGUCGAUGCACUGGAAAUAACCACGUAGUAUGUGAAGCAGCGUCUUGUGGACCAGCGGAAAUUUGCAAAGUGCAGGAUGGAAAUUUGGGAUGUUACCGGGCAGACACUGCGAAGUGCCACAUUUACGGGGACCCGCACUAUACGACGUUUGAUGGGAAACUGUAUCACUUCCAGGGUGCUUGCAAUUAUACUGUGACUGAGACUUGUGGAAAUACAUCUGUUCGUUUCUCGGUGACAAGCAGGAAUGAACACAGAGGCAACCCAACAUGGUCUAUGAUUAAUUCCAUUGCUCUCCAGUUUGCUGACAUUCAUAUUGCAGUGAGGAAAAAUAACCUUGUUUAUGUUGAUGGAGUGAAGGUUGAGCUCCCUGUGACACCCCAUUCUUCAGUAAGCGUAUCAAUGGUAGGAUCGUUUGUCAUCGUCCAGACCAACUUUGGUGUUCAGCUGAAGUUUAACGGUGAUCAUGAGCUGUUUGUAGUGGUGGAUGAGAGAUACAAAGGACAGCUGUGUGGCUUGUGUGGUACCUACACUGACGACCCACUUGAUGACUUCUUGAAGCCUGAUGGGAUUCUGGCCAUGGAUUCCAAUCAGUUUGGAAACAGCUGGAGAGUUCUUGACAAUGACUGGUUGUGUAAUGAAACGUCUCUACCACCAGCGACCUGCGAUCCAGCAUCAAAAGAAGAGGCCGAGGAAUACUGCAAGAUUAUCUUGGCUGGCAAUGGUCCUUUCAAAAACUGUCACUGGUACAUCCCUCCUCAGUUGUACUUUGAGAGCUGUGUAUAUGAUCAUUGUGCUUCUGGAGGAGAUUCUGUCCUGUUGUGCAAUGCUCUGGAGGCGUACGCUUCAGCCUGUGAAGCAGCUGAUGUUGUUCUGGGAGACUGGAUGGAAGAGAGUGACUGUGUUGAGAAAAGUUGUGCGCUGGGCUGCAAUUUUGACAGCGACCUGUGCAAUUGGACACAAUCCAAGACAGAUGAUUUGGACUGGAAGCGCAUCAGUGGAUCGACACCCUCAGCUCUUACAGGGCCUUCGUACGACCACACCGGUGGAGGUGGCUACUACAUCUAUAUUGAAGGCAAUGAAGGCAAGGAAGGAGACAAAGCCCAACUGGUCAGUGCUCUGUGUGAUAAGACAGGGGAUCAGUGUAUGCGAUUCUGGUACCACAUGUAUGGAAUGGCUCAGAGCAUGGCUUUGAAUGUUUACCAGCUAGAAGUUGGGCUUCCUCCAAUACUGAUGUGGUCAGAGAGAGGCAAUAAAGGAGACCAGUGGAUCGCAGCAGCAGUGAACCUACACCUGUCUGGAAAAUCUCAGAUUCUCAUUGAAGCAGUCCGGGGCAAUGACUAUCGUAGUGAUGUGGCUGUAGAUGACAUUUCCUUCCAUUCUGGAUGUUGCGGAGGCAAUUGUGAUAUUACAAGCACAUUGAGCACUCCAACGCCAACUAGUACCAUGCCUCCUGUCAUAACAGGUCAUGCUACAUGCAGUGUUUCUGGUGAUCCCCAUUACAACACUUUUGACAGGAGUGUUCACCACUUCAUGGGAACAUGCACGUAUGUGCUGUCCAAACCAUGCAGUGAUUCCUCAGUGCUGCCUUACUUCAAUGUUGCGACUACCAAUGAGCACAGAGGUACCAACACCAAGGUGUCCUGGGUGAAAUCUGUACAUAUAUUUGUCUACAACAACUCACUUUCAAUCAUGAAAAAUCAUAAAGUAUUGCUCAAUGGAAAUAAAAUAAACCUACCUGUGUCUGUUGGAAACCUCCUGGUAGUGCGAAUGAGUGGUGCCUAUGUUUUACUAGAGACUAACUUUGGCCUGUUCGUGAGAUUUGAUGGCAACCACCACGUUGAUGUGUCUGUACCAUUUAUGUAUGCUGGACUGCUCUGUGGCAUGUGUGGUAACUACAAUGGUGACCCUGCUGAUGAUCUUAUUAUGCCUAAUGGCAGUCUUGCAACUGAUUCUAAUAAACUCGGAGAGAGUUGGCAAGUACCUGAUAUACUAACUGAAUGCAAUCAUGGUGAGAAUGACUUGCAAUGUGAUCCAAAUUUAAAGGAGGAUGCAAAGAAAGAUACGGUUUGUGGAAUGAUUACAAAUCUGUCCGGUUUAUUCAAAGAGUGCCACCUUAAAGUUCCACCUGAGAAUUACUUUGAAAAUUGUGUCUAUGAUAUGUGUAUGAGCGGAGGACAGUCUACAACACUUUGUUUCGCUAUACAAACCUAUGCUGACUUGUGUGCUCAAGCAGGAGUUUGUAUAGAGUGGAGAAAUAGUUCUUUCUGCCCCCUAUCCUGCCCCAGCGGUAGUCACUAUGAGAGAUGUGGCACUAGUUGUCCUGCUACUUGUACAGAUCUGUCUGCACCAGACAACUGUCUUCUACCAACUGUUGAAGGAUGUUUCUGUGACCCUGGUUAUGUUUUGAGUGUGGACCAAUGUGUUCCAAACAGUCAGUGUGGUUGCAUGGAUGAUAAUGACAAAUACUAUCAGCUAAAUGAAAGUUGGUUCACACUUGAGAAUUGUACUGAACGCUGUACAUGCUUGGGCAAAAAUACCAUCAACUGUACAGCUUGGAAGUGUGGAGUGUUGGAAAAAUGUGAGAGACAGGAUGGAGAGCUGGGCUGUCACAUGACAGGAAGUGCAUCCUGCUAUGUUAAUGGUGAUGCUCACUAUUAUACCUUUGAUAAAAUCGUGUACACAUUCUCGGGCACUUGUGCAUACACCCUGGUAAGGGUCUCUGAUAACAGCAAUGUGGUUCCUGUCAACGUUACUGCAUUGAAUGAAGUGCAUGGCCAGAACCUCUCAACAUAUUUGAGAGAAAUCUACAUAGAUGUGUAUGGUGUUCAUCUCACACUGCAGAAGAACAGGAGGAUCUUGCUAAAUGGGAAAAGCAUUCGCACACCAAUGCAAAGACGUUUGAGAGGCAUAAAUGUUCUAACAAAUGGUAUCAACACAAUAGUUGAGACAGAUUUUGGAAUGUCAGUGAGAUAUGAUGGCAACCGCAAUCUUGAGAUCAAUUUACCAAACUCAUAUUAUUCAAAGGUGCGUGGUUUGUGUGGUAAUUACAACGGCCAAAAGGGUGAUGAGUUGCUAAUGCCUGAUGGUCUAAUUGCACCCAGUGUAACUCACUUUGGAAACAGUUGGAAGUCAGAGGAAUAUAGCAAUGCAGGCUGUCAACCAGGCUACAACAAAAAACAAAUGGCAUCACUUUGCACGCCAAAAGAGAAACUAAUUAUUGAGUCCCAGUGCCAGGAGCUGCUGCAUGAUAAAUUCAUACCUUGUCAUCACUUUGUUAAUCCAUAUAUUUUCAUCGAGAACUGUAUUCAAGACAUGUGCAAAUAUAAUGCCAUGAUUUCAACACUCUGUGAUAAUUUCCAAAAUUAUGUUGCUGCUUGUAAGGAAGAGAAAGUAGAAAUCAUGUGGAGAAACAGUACUUUCUGUCCUCAGUAUUGUCCACCAAACAGUUACUAUACAACCUGUGCUCCAGCUUGUCCUCCUACAUGCAAUAAUAUCUAUGCAGGAUCCAGCUGUGACAAGUCUUCUGUGUGCAUGGAAGGAUGUGUAUGUAACAAUGGUUUCGUAUUCAGUGGUGACAGCUGUAUUUCAAUCAGUGAGUGUGGCUGCAGAGACAAAAACGAUCAUUACCAUCAUAUUGGGGAGACUUGGCUGACCCAACAUUGUGCCCAAAAGUGUAGCUGUGGAAAAGAUGGUGAGAUAAACUGUGCAGACUAUGGUUGUAGACGUAAUGAGUACUGCAGUCUGAAGACAAAUGGCCAGUAUAUCUGCAAAUCCACUGCUGGCUCCUGUCACAACAAUCCAUGUGAAAAUGGAGGCACUUGUCAGGAGGUAACGAAUGAAGCAGAUGGUUCUCAGAUCUUCCAAUGCAAUUGUCCAAUAACCCAUAAAGGACCUCAUUGUGAGGAAGAAAACUCUGAAUGGAAAUAGACAUCUGAAGCCUGUCAGGACGAAAGAGUAGAUGAGAUCUCUUCAACAAGAAACCAUACUGUUCAUGAUUGAUAAUGGUAGUGAAUGAUUGUUCUGUCUUCAUUAGUCAAAAGGCCUGCUCAAACCCAUGCAGUAAUUUUCUACAGUUGUCGAAUGGUUUGCCUAGUUAAAUAUUAAUGUAAUAAUU
This is a messenger RNA of Hemiscyllium ocellatum (epaulette shark), 21232 nucleotides long. Its product is annotated as IgGFc-binding protein-like. Gene Ontology annotation, cellular component: membrane; extracellular matrix. NCBI's taxonomy places the organism in Eukaryota, Metazoa, Chordata, Chondrichthyes, Orectolobiformes, Hemiscylliidae. The coding region runs from base 1 to 21045 and encodes 7014 amino acids. The record is from RefSeq and is a predicted model, not a curated record. The transcript has 80 exons. Gene Ontology annotation, molecular function: protein binding.